AUGGCUGAGAAAGUCCCAAAGGCUGUCCUCUACAUUCUUAUGCUUGGAAUGCUUCUCGCUGGGCUUCUGAAUACAACAUUUAUGAAUCUACAGAAUAAUCAGGAGUAUUUUGACGAGGAUACCGGUGAAUAUGUAGAGUUCAAGCAUCCUUUCUUUCAAACGUGGUGAAUGUUCAUAGGAGAGAUAAUAUGUCUCCCAAUCUUCCUGUUUUUGAAGUAUAGGAAUACUAAGCAAUAUGGGUCCGCAAAACUGACUCCUUCUGCAGUAAAUGCUCAGCUGAUGGGGCUGAGACUAGAUGUCAACGUUUGCUGGUUUAUUAUCCCUUGUGUUUUUGAUAUUGUUGCAUCUACACUUAUGUUUGUCGGUCUCACUAUGAUCGCAGCAAGUGUCUACCAGAUGCUGCGAGGGAUGAUUGUCUUUGUCGCAACUAUUAUGAGCAUAAUCUUUUUAGGCAAAAGAUAUUAUAGGCAUCAUUGGACAGCAUUGAGUAUCGUUGUAAUCGGAGUUGCUAUUGUAGGAGCUAGUCCGAUAAUGUAUCCCGAUAAAGAAGAUGAAGGAGCUUCUUCCUCAAACCCUGUUAUUGGUUUGAUUUUAGUCUUAGCUGGCCAAGUAUUCUCCGGGUUUACCAUGGUUUCUGAAGAAAAACUAUUCAGAGUGUUUUAUAUCCAUCCUCUUCAAAUGGUAGGAUGGGAAGGAGUAUGGGGGCUGAUAUUUUACUCCAUAAUUUUGAUUAUUCUCCAGUUCAUACCCUGCCCUUCCCAUACUAUUUGCACUUAUGAUACUAUUGAGGAUACUAGACAGGCUUUUUAUGAGUUUUCCCUUGAUCCUUUAACAUGGAUCCUUGGGAUAGGAUCGAUAUUGAGUAUCUCCUUGUAUAAUUCCACAAAUGUUGCUGUAACUAAAUUUGCAAGCUGCGUCCAGAAAGCAACUAUUAAUACAAGCAAGCCUGCCUUAGUCUGGAUAUUCUGGCUGUUCUAUCCCGGUAAAGGCAAAGAAAGAUUCAUUUGGCCACAAAUUAUUGGUUUCACAAUGAUUGUUUUUGGAACUUUAAUGUACAAUGAAAUCUUCAAAAUUCCGUUCUUUGGUUUAAAUGAGUAUACUGAAGACAAAAUGACACCUCAUAAUGUUCUUCUUGAGGAAAAAUCUGUAAACAUGUCACCUGAUGCAAGUCACAAUCUCAAAAGAGGAUCGCUUCAUGUAAAAGAUAAUAAAAGAGAAGAAUCUGAUGAUAUAAGCCCUCUUAGAACCAGCAACACCUUCAUCACUUCAGACAAGGAGAAUAAGAUAGAUUUUGGUGAGGACACUUAUUAG
Moneuplotes crassus is the source of this 1311-nucleotide messenger RNA. The record is from the annotation of a GenBank genome assembly. Lineage: Eukaryota; Ciliophora; Spirotrichea; Euplotida; Euplotidae.